AUGUUUACACCAAUGGGCCGUGUGCUUUCAAACGAACAAGAACCACCUCCAAAUUUGGGAACUGAAUAUCGUGAAUGUUUCUUAUCACCACGUCGAGAAGAUUAUGGACCUCGUGCAGUUCUUCCAAAGGUUCCAGUGAAGCGAUCUUUAUCCAACCGCUCAGUUCUCUCCUGUGAUCUCGAUAAGAACCCGCUAUCUGACUCAUCUGAAUAUCGUUUGUGCUACGAAAACUAUCGUCCUAGACGUCCGUAUAUCUUCCAUGAACAACGUAGUCAAGUCUUCGACUAUGUCCCUAAACCGUUAAAUCCUAAGCCAACUGCGAAAGCACCGCCGAAGAAUACGAAUAGUCUGAGCGAUACUGAAUAUCAUGAACGGUUUCCUAACUAUCGUUCGUUUAUCCCUACUCGUGAACUUCUUCCAGCACAUAUUUCUGCUAAUUCCGACGUACAAUCGCACACGCAAAGAAAAAGAGAAGAAAUGAGGCGCAGUCAAUAUUUUCAACAGCUCAUCGCUGAUAACGAAAGAUUAAGCGGCGGGCGAGACAUCGGAACAAGUGAGCAACGCACUGCCUUUCAAUGGCCUCUUCACCUUUCAGAGACGCAAAGAACACCACGACAAUCUGAAACACCUACGUUCAUUCCGAAGCCGUAUUUUACCCCUCGAAAUAUCUAUGAACCUCUCCCGCCUAUUCAACGAGCAUCAGUUGAUACUACUAAUUAA
Messenger RNA from Adineta ricciae, 720 nucleotides. NCBI's taxonomy places the organism in Eukaryota, Metazoa, Rotifera, Eurotatoria, Adinetida, Adinetidae. The record is from the annotation of a GenBank genome assembly.